This is a messenger RNA of Hymenoscyphus albidus, 1949 nucleotides long. NCBI's taxonomy places the organism in Eukaryota, Fungi, Ascomycota, Leotiomycetes, Helotiales, Helotiaceae. The record is from the annotation of a GenBank genome assembly.
CAAAAACCUUAGGUACGAUAGGUACCUAGGUAUAUGCUAUUUCGAUGCCCCCAAACUCUGGACGUGGACAAACGUUAACCCCUUUCUCCUCGGUCCCAUCACCAUUUCUUUUCCAACUCAUCACCACCACAUUUUUCCUCGAGAUUGCCACUUCUGCGAGAGCAGCGGCUCCUGGUGGAGAGAAGUAAACAUACGAGACUACAUCCACACCCACAUCCUCGGCUUCUUGGCGUUCAAGUACGGAGCCUAGAGCCAGGGUAGACGCCCGUUGAUUCCUGUCCUCUUCGAUUCCAGACAUCGCCAGUCUCACCAAGGCUUCAAUCUUCCUGUUACUGUGCCAUUUGGCAACGAGUCCAUCAUGGCGUCCGGAACCGCGAGAUAUCUGAGAUAUAUUCUCUUUGCAUUUUUUGUACGUUCCUCCGGCAGUAUUCAUGCGACGCCUGCUUCAAAUCCAUCUACUACCCAGUGACAACUAUUGACCAGAAGAAAUAGGGCCUCGCUGUCAUCUUUUUCAUGUCAAAUUCGCCGACCAAUCCGCGAAUGCCGGUCCCCGGCAGUGGGACGGCAUGGGAGGGAGUUCCAACGAAGGCUGGUGAAGAGGUCGCGGCUGCCACAGGAUCUUCUCCAAAUGUGUCCCCAGGACUUCCUCCUGCGACUGCUGGAGGACCCAGAAUGAAUGCAACAUUUGUGACUUUGGCACGAAACACGGAUAUUUGGGACAUUGCAAGGUCGAUUCGUCAGGUGGAGGAUCGUUUCAACCGCAAAUUUCAUUACGACUGGGUAUUCUUAAACGACAAGCCUUUCGAUGAGCAAUUCAAGAAGGUCACAACAGCCUUAGUUUCUGGCAAAACACACUACGGGGAGAUUCCCAAGGAGCACUGGUCCUUCCCCGAUCACAUUGAUCAGGAGAGGGCCAAGAAGGUUCGUGAGGACAUGGCUCAGCGCAAGAUUAUCUACGGAGACUCCGUCAGCUACCGCCACAUGUGUCGAUUCGAGUCCGGAUUUUUCUUCCGGCAGCCUCUCAUGCUUAACUACGAGUGGUACUGGCGUGUGGAACCAAGCGUCGAGCUUUUCUGCGAUAUUGACUACGAUGCAUUCAAAUUCAUGGCCGACAACAAGAAAAAGUACAGUUUCGUCCUCAGUUUGUAUGAGUACGUCGAGACUAUCCCAACGUUGUGGGACAGCACCAAGAAAUUUAUGAAAGAGCAUCCAGAACACAUUUCCGAGGGUAAUUCAAUGGGGUUCUUGAGCGACGAUGGUGGAGCCACUUACAACCAUUGUCACAUGUGGUCCAACUUUGAAAUUGGUAAUCUGGACUGGCUCAGAUCAAAACCUUACAUGGAUUACUUCGAAACCCUUGAUAAAGAUGGUGGAUUCUUCUACGAGCGUUGGGGUGAUGCACCAGUUCACUCAAUUGCUGCUGGGUUAUUGUUGAAGAAGGAAGAAAUCCAUUUCUUCAAUGACAUUGCUUACUACCAUGUUCCUUUCACCCAUUGCCCGACUGGGCAGCAGAAGAGAUUGGAUUUGAAGUGCCACUGUAAUCCAAAGGACAACUUCGAUUGGAAAGGAUAUUCUUGUAAGUUGUUUGGAACUCGAUUUUGGAAUUUGCACUAACACAAUCUAGGCACAUCUCGAUAUUUCGAAAUCAACAACAUGCCAAAGCCAGAAGGAUAUGAGAUGGAGCAAGAUUAAAGAUAAUCUCAUUUGAUUGGACGACUAUGUUUCAAAAGGGUGUAUUUUAUUGCAUUUUAAAAACUUUUAUUAUGCAUGGGUGGGGAAGGCGUUGGUAUUGGAAUGAUUCUUUCUUGUCCUGUUAAAGCAGACUGUAGAUAUAUGGUUUUCUCUGUUUGGAUUUGGGGGCUUUGUUGUCACAAAAAGGCCAAGGAAUGGGAAGCACUAGAAUUGGCAUUAUACAGUAACGUUUUUCUUCAAUGCGAACUUGCAAUAAU